GUCGUCUUCUUCACACUUACUACCAAGUUGCUUCCAAAUAGCCCGCCAACAUGUCUCUCGCAGGCCCAGCAGGCGCUAGCAUCAACCCGGAGGAGACGGAGAACCUCGAGGAUAUCGAGAAGCAGUUCGCCGUCAAAGUUGUGCAACACAUGGAAACAUAUUGGAAGAUUCUCGAGAAAGUCCCUGGUUCCAAGCUGCGACUCACCAAGAUCGACGAUGAAAUCUACGAGCACCUCAAGAAAGAUUUCCCCGAAUUCGACGCCGCUGCCACGCUGAACGAGGACGAGAUGAAGAGCAAGCAGGGCAAGGAGCGAUGGCGCAAGUUUAUCACCGAGUACGAGAAGAAGAUCGAGGACUACAACUUUGGCACCAUGCUGCGGGCAGACCCCAAAACCGAGUACAGCCAAGAAGGCACAAUAUUCGCGGUUCGCAUGCAGUUCUACGCCAUCGAAAUCGCACGUAACCGCGAGGGCUUGAAUGACUGGAUAUACGAGCAGGCGCAGGGCAAAUAAGUAAUGCAUCGUUAUCCUGGCCUGCAAGGGUCUCCAUUCACCCCCUUGCAUUGUCGAUAUGCAGCAUGCAAGUGGUCUGACCUUCGGGUUUAGCCAUACCCGAAAGUUGGUUCUUUGAUUCUUUGUGGGGCUCUGCAAACAGUCUACAUUAAUUUGUAAACAAGCCACCGCUCAAGCAAAUGGAUCGUUGAAGGAGACAGGUAGACUGCUAAAUUUGACCAUGGCAAGGCCAUCGCAUGUGCGCAUCGUGGACUCGAAGAAUUUGCUCAACAACACGGCUGCUAAUUCACGAGAAUCAAGGUUCCAAUACGCUUUGUCAGUUGCGAACAUAUGUUAUCGAACUUGGACAGCUUCGGUUUCGUGAUCACAUGGACAAUUGCUGAACAAUCUCACCAUCGGACAUGAAGAACAAU
Exserohilum turcica Et28A is the source of this 925-nucleotide messenger RNA. RefSeq lists its product as uncharacterized. Gene Ontology annotation, cellular component: cytoplasm. The record is from RefSeq and is a predicted model, not a curated record. The transcript is spliced from 4 exons. The coding region runs from base 51 to 512 and encodes 153 amino acids. Lineage: Eukaryota; Fungi; Ascomycota; Dothideomycetes; Pleosporales; Pleosporaceae.